AUGUUUAAAAGUUAUAAAGCAGAUGAAGACUUCGAUGAAAUUCGAUUAAAGUAUGUUGAUGAUUUAUGCGAAGAUAUCAAUCGCAUUUCUUUCACAGAAGAUAUCUCCUUUUUUAGCGAGAAUGGCGAGAUUCAAAACUAUAAUUCCGAGAAUAAUCCAUUUAUUAAUAUUACUUUAGAAGAAAUCGUUAGUAUUAUGCAAGGAAACAAUGAUCAAGUUAUAAAACAAGUAUUUGGAGCAUUUAUUGGCAAUUUUUCAAACAAUAUUAUCCCUUACACACAAGAUUUUAGAGAAAGUGGAUUUAUAUACGAAUUGACUAAACUCAUCAAUCAUAAAUCUUACACAAUUUACUCUCUAGCCCUUAGAAUAUUAUUUGAACUUGCCUCAUGCGAAGAAUUUGUAGAUGAUAUGACUACAGAUGGAUUUUGGGAAAUCAUUAAAAAGAAUUUGAAUGAAAAUCAAUCAGAUGAUCACAGAAAAAUUCAAUUAGUUUUAUUAUUACUUCAAAGAGUGAUUCAUUAUUCAGAAGCUGUUCGAAGCUAUUUUAUUUCAAAUCAUCUCCUUGAUAAUCUUCUAUCGCUCGUUGAAUUAGAUAGAAAUUCCUAUUCAGGAAUAAUUUGCAAAUUAUUACAAAUUCUUGCAAUGGAAGAUUUCGUUGAAGAUGACGUAGAAUACGUCUAUACAGCAUAUGCAAACAUUUUCAGCAUCACAUUUCAAGUACAUCCUACAAAAUCCUUACAAUUUAUGCUAAAUCUUUCCAGGUAUGAUGAUUUCUAUGAAAUAAUGACAAACAAUGCUUUAAUUAAAGAGUUCAUACAAUACUUAGGCACUUGUUCUUAUGAUUUGUUGAAUUAUUUGCUUGGUAUUUGUAUAAAUUUUGCUCAAUCAUGCCCAUUUUUGUUUACAAGAGUUUUUCUUAGAUUACUUUACAUAUUUAGAACUCCAAAUCAAGAAAAAAAUAUACUUAUAGGAAUUUCGACACUAUUUACUGUUUUAAUUCCAGAAUAUACACAGUUCAAUCCUGAAGAUGCGGAUACGGAAGAAUUUGCUCCAUAUCUCGGCGGAAAUUACAAAUUUAUUCCGGAAAAUUUUGAAAUUAUUAAUGAUGAAACGUAUAAUGGUCCAGAAGAAGGAUCUCAAACAAUCGGAUUGAUGCAAGUAUCGAUAUUAAUUGAUAUAUCAAUGGUUGUAAUCAGAGAAUUCAGUUUACUUCCUUCAUAUCAAGCACAAUCCUUAGUUCUUAGUCUAUUUGAAGUAUUGCGUCUGCAGAAUCCAUUUAUAGUACUCACGUUGCUUAGCGAAGUUUCUACUUGGAGAGCUGAUGAAGAAUCUUCAAUAGAAUAUCAAGAUAAAAGUUUAAUGGAAACAUUAAAUACAGCCCUUGAAAUGGAAAACCCUGUUAUUAAUUACAGAUGUUUGCGUUGCCUUAUUGAUUUGUUUGAUCUUGAGGAAAAAGAAAACGGAACUUCUGGUUUAUAUGAUGAAUUUAGCGAAUGUGGUGGAAUUGAUACAGUUGCUGACUUAACUCAAAGCGAAGAUGAAGAUGUUCGAGAAAUUGCAACUUAUUUCAUGCACAAAAUCGCCCCUGAUGAUUUUUAA
This is a messenger RNA of Trichomonas vaginalis G3, 1599 nucleotides long. RefSeq names its product armadillo (ARM) repeat-containing protein family. Bases 1 to 1599 code for a protein of 532 amino acids. The transcript has a single exon. The record is from RefSeq and is a predicted model, not a curated record. Lineage: Eukaryota; Parabasalia; Trichomonadida; Trichomonadidae.